GCAUUUCAAUUCGUAUCCUCGUCAUCCCGUACGAGAAUUUGAUGCGAGCGAGUGUUUCGACAGUGUCGUGGACCAUCGUGGACUGUUGAAAGUGAGGUACCGACAUCCGUUGUGUCGAAUACAUUGUUCGAAGUCAUAUCGCGUUUUCAAUCGUGUUUCGUAGCUUCUCCGUUGCCUCUUUAUUCCGAGUUUCCGAUACGCGUGAGCACCAGGAGGGUUUCGAAAACGAAGGCUCGCGCGUUUGUGUCAAAUAUAAAUUAAGACGAAAUCGUCGUGAGGAGAAUCUGGAUCCUUCGUGUCGCUCAGACAACAUCAACGAUCAUCGGUCGGGAUAGCACGAAGUCGCGUCGUGCGUUCAAUCGCGUCUUCUCCAUUGCCCCGUAUCCCGUAUUUCGAGUUUUCGACGGGCGUGAGUACCGGGGAUGUCGAAAAUAGACCAAGUGUCGCGUGUUUGUGCUAAGUGUGAAUCGAGAGGAGGAGGAGGAUCUUGGAUCUUCGAAAGCGGCGGCUGAGACUACGAGACGGAUGAGGGAUGAGCGAUCAGCGAACGAAACGUUUCACUCGACGAAUUACGACAUGCUGUACACGAAGCCAUUUCGCAGGAAGAAUCGUUCACGACUCGAUUCGCGAGGCUAUCCGCGUCGAGUGACAGGCAAGGAAUGAUUAGGAUGCUUGUAGAAAUGCCCUGCGUGGUGGGCUUGAAACCGGGCGAUUCGUACGAGGGUAAGAGCAACGCGCGAGCCGCGCAACUGUACGAGAAGUCGCUCGGAGUGACGAUGGAGGCAGGGAACGAGCACGCAGAGGAGAUUAGAACUUGUAAUAUUCUUACGCAAGCACUGUUUGCGGCCAGUGCGAACAGUAGAAUAUUUCUAGAUGCGAUCUGCGAGCGCGCUAGACGCUUCUACAGUCUGCGCGCUUAUGCGAGCUGCCUGCGAGACUGCGAAUGCAUGCUGGCGCUUCCUGCAAAUUUCUAUGACGAUUCCGCGGAGAACGUCAGGCAUUUCGUGCAACGUAGGAAGGAAUGCCUUCAACUAGAGCGGGAGUGCUCCCGUAAGUUGGAAACCAUGUCCUCCAAGAAACGCGGUGCCCGUGGAAGGACAUCCUCCACCUCCUCUGUCGCGUCCUCCUCCUCCUCUUCCCGUUCUUCUUCCAGCAACACGCUGCCCAUCGUCGAUGGUAAGCCACACAGCCAUUUCACGAGCUGUUCGGAUAGCGUUAAGCUGCAGUUUGACGAGGCCAGGGGCCGGCAUCUCGUAGCUACAAGAGACAUCAAACCGGGGGCUGUACUCAUUGUCGACCGGCCGUUUUCCUUUAGCACGGACGUACCGGCUCUCGACAGGAAUUGUUUGCAUUGCCAUGCCACACUUAAAUUAGAAGACAGCGUUAGAAUCCCGUGCCGUGACUGCCAAACAGUGAUCUUUUGUAGCGAGGUGUGUCGCAAGAAAGCUUGGGAGACGUAUCACAGAUAUGAGUGUUCGGUAUUCAAUUACUUUUUCGAAAAUUCUUUGAAUAAACGCCAGCAAUCGUCUUAUCUCUUACUGGCUUAUCGCACGACGGUCAUACAAGCGCUACAAAACAGCACGGAAACAAUAUGCGAUUUAAAUCCUGAUUUCCUACAAUAUCACGCUAACGGUAAUGCAAAAGAUAAGGAUGACAUUAACGAAGAAUGCGCGAACUUGGGAUCAAAGGAGACGUACAGUCCUCUCGAUUACCGAACUGUGUUCCAAUUGGUGACUCAUUGCGUCGAAAUGGAACCUAACAUGAAUCUCAAUCGCACUAGCGAGGCGAUCUUUCUUGCAAAAUGUUUGAUCUCGGUUUUGAGCAAACUGGACGUCGUUUGCACGAAGGAAACGUUCAUCUCAUUGGCCGUGGCUAUGCUGCAUCAUUUGCAGGCGAUUAAUUGCAACGCGUACGAGAUUAUUGAGAAUGUUCACGAUGAGGCGACGCGCGUCUGGGAGCCCAGGAAUAUCGGUGCCGCGAUUUAUCCCACAGUCAGCCUUGUGAAUCACAGCUGUUAUCCGAAUGUGGUUCGUCACUCUUAUGCAAAUGGAAUAGUCGUGGUCAGAGCGUUGCGCUUUAUCGGUAUCGGUAAAGGAUGCGAGAUACUCGAUUGCUACGGGCCUCAUUUUCUCAGCGAGAGCAAAUUGAACAGGCGUGAGUUCCUAUGGAAGAAAUAUCGAUUCCUGUGCGGAUGCGACGCCUGCAAGCAGAAUUGGAAACUUCCGCUGUCCGAGACAACGAGAUACAAGUGCACAGCGUGCUUAGAACCGAUGGAUCUCUCAAUAGAAAACGCGAUAGUGACGAAUCAGCGGUGCGUGAAAUGCGAGAAACUUGUCGAUUUAAAAAAAAUCGAGAAACAACUUCGUAAAUCGAUUCAAAAAAGACUAAACGCCAUUGAAAAAAUGUAUCGGGGGAAUUAUCGAGACGCGAUGCCUUUAUUAUUCGAGCACGCGGACUUUGUCAACAAACACUUAGCCGAGCCGAAUAUCGAAGGUAUCAAAACAGAACAGUGUAUCGUCCAAUGUUACAAUUCUCUUGGCUCUAUUUCCGUGUAAUAAUCGGUUUAUAACAAUUGCUUACAGUAGUGAAACACUUAUUUCAAUAUUUAUUCUACAGCAUUGUGAAAAACGCAAUUCACUAAGAAUAGACACUUCUAGUUUUCUAUUCUAGAAAAAAAUUGUAUGCAAACUGCUAAACUAGAAAAUACAUGGAACAAUGAUCUUUGA
Solenopsis invicta (red fire ant) is the source of this 2726-nucleotide messenger RNA. Its product is annotated as SET and MYND domain-containing protein 4-like. The record is from RefSeq and is a predicted model, not a curated record. The coding region runs from base 660 to 2555 and encodes 631 amino acids. Gene Ontology annotation, molecular function: protein binding. The transcript is spliced from 4 exons. NCBI's taxonomy places the organism in Eukaryota, Metazoa, Arthropoda, Insecta, Hymenoptera, Formicidae.